This is a messenger RNA of Penicillium manginii, 1164 nucleotides long. RefSeq lists its product as uncharacterized. The transcript has a single exon. The record is from RefSeq and is a predicted model, not a curated record. The coding region runs from base 1 to 1164 and encodes 387 amino acids. NCBI's taxonomy places the organism in Eukaryota, Fungi, Ascomycota, Eurotiomycetes, Eurotiales, Aspergillaceae. Gene Ontology annotation, molecular function: pyridoxal phosphate binding; dTDP-4-amino-4,6-dideoxygalactose:2-oxoglutarate transaminase activity. Gene Ontology annotation, biological process: polysaccharide biosynthetic process.
AUGAAAUCAUCAAAGAAAAUCACAACAACCUCUACAACCAUUGUUGGUACCGAAAUUGAUAACAUCAAGGAUGUUAUAGAAUCUAGGGCCCUCAACGGGAAAGGAAAGUACACUCAAUUGUGUGAAAGGUGGCUUCAGUCCUAUAUGCAUGGCGGUCGAGCUAUACUCGUCUCUUCCUGUACAUCAGCACUGGAGAUGACAGCAAUCCUGGCGGAUAUAAAACCGGGCGACGAGAUUAUAGCACCUAGCUAUACCUAUGUCACAACUGUUAACUCAUUCGCCCUUCAUGGGGCUACUCCUGUGUUUGUGGACAUCGAUGAAACGACGAUGAAUAUUGACCCCGAAUGUAUCGAGCCAGCAAUUACUUCGAAAACUCGUGCAAUAGUCGCCGUCCAUUACGGUGGAAUAGCCUGUGAUAUGGAUUCAAUUAUGCAAAUUGCAAAGAAGCACAAUUUAUUUGUCUGCGAAGACGCUGCCAUGGCCUGUACAUCAAAAUAUCACGGUCGCAUGCUCGGUACGAUUGGGAAUGUCGGCUGCAUCAGUUUCCAAGAGAAAAAGAACUUCACCGCGGGAGGUCAAGGUGGUGCGCUUCUAUUGAAUGACACCAGCUUGAUUCAACGAGCGGAGAUACUAUAUGAGCACGGUACUGACCGAGCGAACUUCAUGCGUGGAGAGGUCGAGCACUACCAGUGGCAAGAUUUGGGGUUGAACGCCACUCUUUCAGAAAUUCAGGCUGCAUUUCUAUAUGCGCAGUUGCAGAGAACCGAGAUGAUCAAUAGUCGCCGCCUGGAUAUAUGGCACCGUUAUCAGAUCGCCUUGGCGCCCUUGGAAGAAAGAGGGAAAAUUAAACUGGCACAAGUUCCCGCUAGGACGACACAUAAUGCCAAUGUAUUCUGGAUAAGACUCACGGAUGCGCGUUUACGCUCGAGCUUGAUUCGCCAUCUUAAAGAAGCCAACGUCCAAGCCUAUUCUCAGUUUAUGCCUCUGCAUUCCUCCCCUUAUGGAAAAGUUCAUGGAUAUUUUGCUGGAGAAGACCGAAUGACAUCAAUAGCCGCCUCGCAGAUCCUACUUCUACCCAUCCAUGCGAACUUGCACCAUUCUGAGCAAAGUGUAGUCAUUCAGGAACUUCUUGCGUUUUGGGGGAAAGCGGCAUGUGAAGAUUAA